CCACAGGUCCCUCAAUCACACCAGAUCAACUCAUAACACAAGAAAAAAAAAAGUGAUUAUUGCGCCGUCUUGUGUCACUUCAAGGGUAGUUGCAAGAAACUUGCAACUAAUACCUGCUUUAUACUCAGAGACUGCAGUGGCGAGAUUACGUAGCCCACCGGAUGAUUUGAUCAGGCCGAUAAGUGAGACCGUUCUUCAGAAGGAGACGUUGAAGGACCACCGUCCUGCUCCCAGUAUCACCUGCCGUCCCACUGUCGAAAUGGACCAGAACACACACCGCCUGCAAUGUCUGCCAUGUAGCUCGGACAUCAAAUGACUCCGGACGUUUCCAGCACUGGGGUUGGACUGAAAGAACUGAACAACCUGACUUCAUGCUCCGGACUGGCACGGGAUGCGCAGUGGUAUUGAAAUUUGACAUUCUGUUCGCACCGUUUAAAUCUUUUCUUUUCAAAAUCGGUCGGUGGACGCGUUUUUUUUUACAGCACUAUGGGAUGUACGGUGAGCUCCGAAGAUAAAUCUGCUGCGGAGAGAUCCAAAAUGAUUGAUAAAAACCUCCGGGAGGACGGGGAGAAGGCUGCUAGGGAAGUCAAACUGCUGCUUUUGGGUGCGGGCGAGUCAGGGAAGAGCACCAUCGUGAAGCAGAUGAAGAUCAUUCAUGAAGACGGCUAUUCAGAAGACGAGUGUAAACAGUACAGAGCAGUGGUCUACAGUAACACCAUUCACUCUCUGAUGGCCAUUGUUAAAGCAAUGACCACUCUCAAGAUUGACUAUGGGGACACUGCAAGGGAGGACGACGCGCGGCAGGUGUUUGUGCUGUGCGCCGAGGCGGAGGAGCACGCCGUCCUGCCCGAGGACCUGUCCCGCGUCAUGAGGCGCCUGUGGGCCGACCGCGGCGUCCAACGCUGCUUCACCCGCUCGCGGGAGUACCAGCUCAACGACUCGGCCGCCUACUACCUGAACGACCUGGAAAGGAUAGCCAAGGCGGACUACAUCCCCACCCAGCAGGACGUGCUGCGGACGCGUGUGAAGACUACGGGUAUCGUGGAAACCCACUUCACCUUCAAGGACCUCCACUUCAAGAUGUUUGACGUGGGUGGCCAGCGGUCCGAGAGGAAGAAGUGGAUCCACUGUUUUGAAGGAGUCACGGCCAUUAUCUUCUGCGUGGCGCUCAGUGCGUACGACCUCAUGCUGGCCGAGGAUGAGGAGAUGAACCGCAUGCACGAGAGCAUGAAGCUGUUUGACUCCAUCUGCAACAACAAGUGGUUCACGGAGACCUCCAUCAUCCUCUUCCUCAACAAGAAGGACCUGUUUGAGGAGAAGAUCCCCCGUAGCCCGCUGUCCAUCUGCUACCCAGAAUACGGAGGGGCCAACAAGUAUGAUGAGGCGGCCAGCUAUAUCCAGACCAAGUUCGAGGACCUGAACAAGAAGAAGGACACCAAGGAGAUCUACACCCACUUCACCUGCGCCACCGACACCAAGAACGUGCAGUUCGUGUUCGACGCCGUCACCGACGUCAUCAUCAAGAACAACCUGAAGGACUGUGGACUUUUCUAGAAGCCGUGGGAUCACGCCGCCCUGUGAUGUCAUCGUUCUGGGGGAGUGGGGGGUCGGGGUUUGAUCACUGGGUGGGAACAGUGACACGCGUCACUCACUAACUGUUUGAUUAUUUUCAAUGCGUUCCUUUUGUCACUUUGCGUCAUAAUGUUACCGGUUCUUUUGAGACUUUUUAUCGAUAGAUAAUUUUACCGGCCGUGCGAUCUUUUUCCGAAAUAUGUAGACAGGGUUUUUAAUUACAUUUGUUUAUGGGAUAUAAUUAACGCGCUGUAUACGAGUAGGAAAUAGAAAAAAACGAUCAUGUUUUGCAGACGUAUGAAUAUAAAAUGGAGCUCAAUCAGUAUGCCUUCCAUAACACUGGUUUCCAACGCUACCACAGAAACAAAAGGCCAUUUCUUCUUUUGCUUUAAUAUUGUUUAGGUUUUUGAUAUUUUGUACUCUUCUUUUUCAACCUUAUUUUAUUUUUUAUUUCGACCACAUGCUAGAGCUAGACAACCAGUAAAUUGUCCCUGAUAAGCAUGGAUUUACUUUGUCUGGAUUUAUUGAAAGAUUUGGAUGAACCAAACAUAUUUUGGAGAUUGUCAAAAUCCAACAGCAUUGGGGGAAACGUGUUUUAAGGGUAAGGGUUUACAUACAGUCUCUACUAUACAGUCCAUGCUUCACUAGCCUGUACGUCACACUAAUUGAUUAACAUUCCAUUGAUAAAUCGUCUUAAUGACAAAGGACUAAUAUGUACACACUUAUAAAUACACACGUACAUCGCCAUUUAAGGAAGUGCGCAAGGUUUUUCAAAAGCCAAUGUUUCCUCCUAAAAUGAAAUGUUUUUUUGUUUUGUAUGUUGCCUUGUUAUCUGUUUGCGGUAUGGAGCUGUGGCCUGCGGUCUAGUAUGAACUAGGGCUAUUUCUGCUGAUAGUCAGUUCACUUGACAAAUACGCUUAUCACUAUACUAGGAAGCAUAUCAAAUCUAUUCCACUGUCAUGAAAUAAAUCAUGUUUUGGUAGGCCUU
Molecule: messenger RNA, 2560 nt
Organism: Gadus morhua (Atlantic cod)
Lineage: Eukaryota; Metazoa; Chordata; Actinopteri; Gadiformes; Gadidae
Product: guanine nucleotide-binding protein G(i) subunit alpha-2
Exons: 8
Coding region: 487-1554 (355 amino acids)
Biological process (GO): adenylate cyclase-inhibiting G protein-coupled receptor signaling pathway; gamma-aminobutyric acid signaling pathway; G protein-coupled adenosine receptor signaling pathway
Cellular component (GO): heterotrimeric G-protein complex; cytoplasm
Molecular function (GO): G protein-coupled receptor binding; GTPase activity; GTP binding
Source: RefSeq, a predicted model, not a curated record